Messenger RNA from Nematocida homosporus, 567 nucleotides. RefSeq names its product dihydrofolate reductase. Gene Ontology annotation, biological process: folic acid metabolic process; glycine biosynthetic process; dihydrofolate metabolic process. The coding region runs from base 1 to 567 and encodes 188 amino acids. The transcript has a single exon. Gene Ontology annotation, molecular function: dihydrofolate reductase activity; NADP binding. The record is from RefSeq and is a predicted model, not a curated record. NCBI's taxonomy places the organism in Eukaryota, Fungi, Microsporidia.
AUGACUAUACCAUUGGAUGUUGCACUUAUUGCUGCUAUUUCACGACCGACUGGAGUAAUUGGCCACAAAAACACUCUCCCCUGGCCUCGUUUAUCAGCCGAUUUUCAUUGGCUCAAACAACUUACCACUCAAGUACCAACUGGGUUAAUCAUGGGCCGAGCCACCUACGACUCAAUUGGCAAGCCUUUACCCGGCCGGACUAUGGUUGUACUUACUUCUCAAGUCAGUGUGUUAACUUCCGGUUCUUAUCCUUCUCUUUACUAUGUUCCUAAUUUAACCUCAGCCUUAGACUUUUGUACUACUCAAAACCUUCGUCCUAUUAUCUUUGGAGGUUCUUCUCUCUAUACUGAAGCUCUCCAAACUCUUCCAUGCACUAUCUAUCUCACCCUUAUUGAAGAUUCUUUUACUGGCGACAGACACUUCCCCAUGCACCUCAUUGAUCCAAGCAAACUCACCAAUAUAACUUCCCAAGCCACUGGUCAACCCAAUCUCACUAUUACCCAAUCCGGUUUGACAUUUGGCUUCUACACCAUGUUCCAUACUCCCAACUCCAUACCUCUCCAAUAA